CCCCAUUGGCCGCACCGCAGCUCAAAUAGGGCCGGGCCGGGCGCACGUCCCGACAGCAGCGAGAGGGGUCCGAGUGCCGAGUCCGUCCUGUGGCCCCGCCGGAGCUCUCGGCCUUGGCGGCGGUGGCGAUUGACGACGCGUCUGGGGCCGUCCCGCGAUGAGCAGCCCCGAUGCGGGCUACGCCAGCAGCGACGACCAGGCACAGGGGCGGUACUCGCUGCCCAUCAUGAUGCCGGCCGUGUGCCCGUGGGCAGAGUCGCUGAGUCCGCUGGGCGAGGCGAAAGCGAAGGGCGAGGCGGCGCCGUCGGGGGCGACGGGCGGCCGGAGCAAGAGCGAGGCGCGGAUCCGGCGCCCCAUGAACGCCUUCAUGGUGUGGGCGAAGGACGAGCGCAGGCGGUUGGCGCAGCAGAACCCGGACCUGCACAACGCCGAGCUCAGCAAGAUGCUGGGUAAAUCGUGGAAGGCGCUGUCGCUGUCGGAGAAGCGGCCGUUCGUGGAGGAGGCGGAGCGGCUGCGGGUGCAGCACAUGCAGGACCACCCCAACUACAAGUACCGGCCGCGGCGGCGGAAGCAGGUGAAGCGCCUGAAGCGGGUGGAGAGCGGCUUCCUGCAGCACGGCCUGGCGGAGGCGGCGGCGGCGGCGGCGUCGGGGCCCGGGCUGGGCAGCGAGGGCGGUGUCGGCGGCAGCGUCGGCGGCAGGAUGUGCGUGGAGGGGCUGGGACUGCCCUACGCCGAGCAGGGCUACGGGGCGGCGGGCGCGGGCCACUACCGGGACUGUCCGCCGCUGGGCGCCGCGUUCGACGGCUACAGCCUGCCGACGCCGGACCCGUCGCCGCUGGACGCGGCGGAGAGCGAGGCGCCUUUCUUCGCGGCGGGGCUGCAGGAGGAGUGCGCGCUGGUGCCCUAUGGCUACGGCCCGCACCCGGCGGCCGCCGAGUACCCGGCGGCGGGCGAGAGCCCGUCGGGCGCGUCGCUGCGGCGGCACCUGGCAGCCGGCGAGGCGCUGGGGCCGGGCGGGUCGCUGCAGGGGCUGCUGGGCUGUCCGGCGCCGCUGCACGCGUACUACGGGCAGGCGUGCCAGCCGCCCGGCCCGGGGCGCGGCCCGCCGCCGCCGCUGCCGCCGGGGCCCGUGGGGCAGCCGUCCCCGCCGCCCGAGGCCGCGCCGUGCCGGGAGCAGCUGGAGCAGCUGCCGCCCGAGGAGCUGCUGGGCGAGGUGGACCGCACGGAGUUCGAGCAGUACCUGCGCUUUGCCUGCAAGCCCGAGCUGGGGCUGCCCUUCGCCGGCCACGACGCGGCCGGGCUGGCGGCGCCCGACGGCGCGGGUCCCAUCUCCUCGGCCGUCUCAGACGCCAGCAGCGCCGUCUACUACUGCGGCUACCCCGACGUGUGAGGGACUGGCUGGGGCACGGCACGGACUGGCAGAGAGGUGCUCGGCCCCCUCUCUUAUUUAUGUAAUUUAUUUUAUUUGUCUCGGGACAAUUUUGCUAACUCUGUCCGGACGGAAAUAUGCUACUGUCCUGCAGGUUAAUAGCGUAUUUCGGACUGUUUUUCGACUGGUGUGACAGAAUGUUUACAUCUUCUUUUUUCUCUGUUGUCUUUGCCUAAGGUUCUCGUUAUUCGUGUGUUAUCAGCACUGUUAGUCGUUUGCCCAGAAGACGUUUUUAGUAGUCUUCUUAACUAUAUCUUUUUUUUUGUAUUUCAGAAAAAUAAAUGAACGCACAGCUGUUUCUGU
Molecule: messenger RNA, 1732 nt
Organism: Pseudopipra pipra
Lineage: Eukaryota; Metazoa; Chordata; Aves; Passeriformes; Pipridae
Product: transcription factor SOX-17-like
Exons: 2
Coding region: 158-1390 (410 amino acids)
Biological process (GO): positive regulation of transcription by RNA polymerase II; angiogenesis; vasculogenesis
Molecular function (GO): DNA-binding transcription activator activity, RNA polymerase II-specific; RNA polymerase II cis-regulatory region sequence-specific DNA binding
Source: RefSeq, a predicted model, not a curated record